Molecule: messenger RNA, 2446 nt
Organism: Suillus plorans
Lineage: Eukaryota; Fungi; Basidiomycota; Agaricomycetes; Boletales; Suillaceae
Exons: 8
Coding region: 215-2137 (640 amino acids)
Biological process (GO): mRNA processing
Cellular component (GO): spliceosomal complex
Molecular function (GO): mRNA binding
Source: RefSeq, a predicted model, not a curated record
ACGAAAGAGCGUGGGAAAUGUCGGGUGCUGCCCUUUCACGCGAACCACAACGAGCGCUUACUUACGCGGUGACAUCCACUAGCUGCAAGCUUGCCUCGAGCCUCUGCCUUCUUCCCCUUUGCUUUACUGUUCUGAUUGUUUAUCAAAACGUUUAGAGUAUCUCAAUUAAUCAAUUGCAAAGUUUCUGUUACUUCAAGAUACAUUUUCAAUCAAAAUGCAACCCAUUCCAAAUCGGUUAGGACUUGGUCUGCGUCCACCUUUGCCAUCAUACGGCCAGGGGCCCUCAAUGUCGGCUCUCGCACAGCAGCAACAGAUGCUUCACCAGGGCUUUGUCCCUCCUCAAGCACAGAAGUUGACAUCUCUGUUCGUGGGCUCGAUAUCUGGCGGUGUCACCGAUAGCUUUCUGAACAGACUUCUUGUGGCGUGUGGUCCCGUCAAGUCCUUCAAACGCCUUAUCACCCCAGCGAACAAGCCGCAGGGUUUUGGAUUUGCUGAGUUUGAAGAUCCUGACUCUGCCUUACGAUGUCUUGCUCUUUUGCAGGGUGUUGAGUUACCGGCACUCGAGGAUGGGUGUGCGAACAAGAAAUUACUGAUCAAAGCCGAUGAAAAGACAAAGCUUUUUCUGGAUGCCUACUCUGCACAAAAAAUGAAAACUGAUGCCGAUGAGACAAUGUUGCAACAAGCAAAAACCAAGGUUGAUGAAUUAGUAGCCGAGAUCAAUAAACAAUCGCAAGAAGCAGCCAACAACGGUCUUCUCGACAAAGAAAAAUAUGUUAUCCCACCACAUCUACACGAUCUUCAAGAAGCCGAUCUUCCUGAGACACAGCGUGGUCUUGUCAUAUCUGAAAUCGCCCAAUUUCGUGAACGAGCCGCAAAGCGGGAGCGGGAAAAGUUACGUGAUGUUCGUGAUGCCAUGCCACAGCUUGCACCUACCCCGAGCGGACCGAAAGUCCGCGAAUGGGGAAAGCCACAAACCCCACAAUCACCACAGGGUAUUCCUGGUAAAUCAGCACCCCGUGGAAAGGAUGCUCAGGGAUACAGCAAACCUGUGGGGUUUGUAAAAGCCGAAGAUGGUGCCGCUGCAAUGGGGUCUGAUGAUCGGAGUAUGCCGGGCAAGAGCGGAAAGACAGACGAGGAACUUGAAAAGGACCGCAAGGAAGCCAGGCGGCGAGACGAGGAGGUUUCUUUCCGGGACCGCGAACGUCGCUACGAGCCUCGAGAACGCACUCGUAUAGCAGCUCUGGAGCGUUCGAUAGCCCGUCAGAACGCAAUCAAAGAGGCAGAAGAGCGGGAUCGUGUUGAAAUGCAAGCUCGUUUGGAUGUUUGGGAUGAUGACGAAAGUGAUGAAAUGUUUUACGUCGACAGAACACGAUGGAGACAGACUCGUUCCCGUAGGCUUGCUGCAGAAGAAGCAACGGAUUCUGAGUCGCGCAUCUAUGAAGAACGUGAGACAGAGAAUCUUCGUGUCGAGUCUGAGAAAUUCCUCGCACGCCAGAUGGAGGACAUGCAAGCUCUUGCCGAAGAGCAGCGGAAAGCAGGCAUGCUUCUUGAUGACGGUGCGCCAGUCAAGCUUAGCGUAUCACUGAAUCCCCCGCCUGUCAAGGCAGAACCUAUUCCAAAGGACACGAAACCGACUGUGUUUGGACAGGAAGAGGAGGAGGAAGAGGGCAUCAAGAAGCGGAAGGUGCCUCUCGUUAAGCUUGACUUUAGCGCCACCGAAGGUGAUAAGGCCAAAGAACGCCUCCAGAUGAUCAAGGAAUCUGUACCCCACAAUAAGGAGGCGCUAUUUAAGGCAAAAGUCAGGUGGGAUGGUGUUUCAGAUCCCAUGAUUGACCGCAAGCUGGAGCCAUUGAUACGCCGUCGAAUGGUCAGCUAUCUCGGUGAACUAGAGGAUGACGACCUUGUCAUGUUUGUCGUGGAGCACCUUAAGGAUCACAAGGGGCCUCACAAGCUUAUCGAAGGGUUGGAGCCGGUGCGCCUUACAUAUAGUCGGUGUACCUCUCAUUCACUAAACAUCCAUAAACAGGUUUUGGAAGAAGAGGCACAAGAAUUCACCAUCAGUAUCUGGAGACAAAUAAUCUUCGAGAGCAUGGCAUACGGCGAAGGCCUGCACACGGAAAAGCUGAUGGUCGAUUGAACAGAGAGUGGGCUUUUCACGCUGGGGCUGCUCUGCUCAGGGGGCAGGUGCGUUGUAGCAUUAAUAUCAUGUCUGCUGAGGUGUAUGAGCUUCGAGAAGCAACUACACUACGCCAGAUGAGGAUUUAGGAUGCUUGAUAGGCUGCGGAAGGGCUAAAAGGGUGCAUCCGUAAGUACGUCAUUGACCUAUUCCCGUGACGAAUGAUACUUCUUUCUGAGCGUACGUGUAUCAAUCGAUCGGUGAAGACCUUUGGGAUGUUGCAAAUUGCACAUGGCACCUUGCUGUUGAGUUCUCAAGAUCUGCUUAACG